AUGACCAAGAUGAAGAAAAUUUACAAACCUUACGGAAGUCUCUCUACAUGGGAAAUAAAGCACGCACGUUCUCAUGCUAAAAUGUACGGCCCUGGGAUCAUCCCUGAAAUCAAGACGAAGCAUCGCGUACGCCUUGAUAUGGGGAAGGUCGACCACUUUGUAGAAUUCAUUAAUGGACCGUAUUUUUAUCAGGAUGUUUCACAUGGUAACAAGGUACUCACCCUAGAUAAUGGUGACAGAAUUGAGAUGCCUAACGUUGUAAGGAUCCUGACCAGGUCUACAAUGAUUGAGCAAUACUUGGAUUAUUGCAAAGAGCAAUGUCACGAGCCACUUAGUAGGUCUACGCUGUUCAAAAUAUUAGAAGUUCGAGAAGCGUCUCAGAGUAAAUCGCUCUAGGGCUUAAACAAUACAGCUGCAAAUGGUGCUGAGGGCUUUCAGACUAUCGAGACGCUGGUUGAAACUCUUGAGAAAGGAGGAAUGGAAAAACAGUGGUGUCUACGUAUUUGCCAAAACCUACGCGAUGGUAAACGCUAUCUCAAAACUGACUACCGUGUGCACUGUCAACAGUCUCACUCUACUUGCUGUAGAAAGCUUGCGCUUAGUGAUCCUGUUAAUCCCGAGCUCCAGCAUCCUUGUUCGCAUCAGCAUCAAUCGACUUGCGAGCAAUGCCAAGGGCUGAAGAAUGUUCUAAAGGAAGUGAGACUAGCGAUUGAAGAGUCAUCAUGGAAGCCCUAUAGUUCCGAAAGGCGAGAAGAUUUCCUUUACGACUUUGACCGUGCACAUUCAGACAUCAUGCUGUGGAAAGCGCACAUUGUGUGCUCAAUAAAUCAAGAGGAGGCGAAACAAGAUGCACUGAAAUCAGAAGACCCACAGGCAGCCAUUCUGAUCAUGGACUGGGCCAUGAAGUUCCUCCAAAUAAAAUUUCGUGAGAAACGGUCUAAAUGGUUCGGCAAACGGGGGCUCAGCUGGCAUAUUUCCACCUGUAUAACUAAGAAUGUUGACUCUGGAAAAAUUGAGCUGAAAUCGUAUGCUCAUAUCCUCGACUCUUGCCAGCAAGACUGGUACGCAGUAUGCUCGAUCAUCGAAGACACACUUGAGGUUGUCAAGAAAGAACAUCCCCAGAUUACCCAAGUGAACCUAAGGAGUGACGAAGCAGGCUGUUACCACAAUACCUUUCACUUAGCCGCCGUUAGAGAUGCCGGAAGACGAGUAGGUAUUGAACUAGCACGGUAUGACUUUUCCGAGCCGCAGUAUGGAAAAGAUAUCUGUGAUAGAAUCCUUUGCCCAAUGAAAGCAUCCAUCCGACGAUAUUGCAAUGAGGGACACGAUGUCGUCUCUGCGAAAGACAUGCGUGUAGCGCUCUCAGAACGCCCUGUUCAAGGUACAACUGCCUCCGUGUGUGCAAUGAAUGAGACUCAAAAGACACUCGAAGUACAUAAGAUAGAAGGUUUCAGCAAGUAUCACAAUUUCAAGUUUGAAGUGGAAGGAAUUAGAGCAUGGAGAGCUUAUGGUGUUGGACUAGGCAGGUUUAUUCCUUACUGA
Molecule: messenger RNA, 1542 nt
Organism: Porites lobata
Lineage: Eukaryota; Metazoa; Cnidaria; Anthozoa; Scleractinia; Poritidae
Source: the annotation of a GenBank genome assembly